Molecule: messenger RNA, 1281 nt
Organism: Aedes albopictus (Asian tiger mosquito)
Lineage: Eukaryota; Metazoa; Arthropoda; Insecta; Diptera; Culicidae
Exons: 2
Coding region: 705-1265 (186 amino acids)
Source: RefSeq, a predicted model, not a curated record
CAGAAUCUUUGGGAAGGUUCCACCAGGAUUUCUAGAUAGAGUCCACCUGAAUAUGUGGAGAGAUUCCAAUAGAAUCUCAGGAGCGAUCUCUUUAGAAUCUCUGGAGGGAUUCCAGUAGAAUCUUUUUAGAGAUUCCAGAAAAACCUUUGAAGAUAUUUUAGUAAAAUAUCAAGAUAGAUUCCCGUAGAAUCUCGGAAGAGAUAGCAGCAGUACCUCUGAUGAGAUUCCAGUAGAACCUAUGGAAAGAUUCCAAUCUUUCGGAAUCUGUGGAAAUAUUCCAGUAGAAUCUCUGGAGAGAUUCCGCAUUCUCUGAGUCACUGGAAUUCCAGUUGAAUUUCUGAAGCGAUAAGUAGAAACUUCUGAGAGAUUCCAGACGAAGCUUUGGAAAGAUUGCGGAAGAAUCUUUUGAGAGAUUCCUGCAGAAGUUCUGGAGAGAUUCUGGUAGAAUCUGAAAUGUGGUUUUGAACAAAUGAAUGUAUGUCAUGCAGCCAUUUUAUCGAUCUAGGUAGUUGUAAUUUCUUCGAAAAAUUCUUUAUUACAGAGAUUGAUCCCAUGUUACAGUUGCCAUGCGAUUGUGGAUGUGAUUUGUUGAUUUAAUCUGAUGCUUACAUAUCCGGAAUUUAUGAAUUAACUGUUCGUGAGCAAGUUAGGUGUUCUGGUCUGUCCACCCAUUAUUAAUCUGCAAGUGCUCGUGACAACACGUAAUGCUGAGGCUUCCGAACUUUGUUUUCCUAUUUCCAUUAGCAUUCCUGAUCGGUGGCAGCCAUUCCCAUGGCAUUAUUGACGUAACUUUCCAACAUGUCGAGCAAACCGUCGGUUACGACCUGGUCAGAUCGGGCCUCCGGGUUACCAAGUUCAACCGAACGUGUGCCAUUAUCAACGGCACCAUGGACUUUUUCGUUGACCUGGACAAUCGCUUCACGUUCCAGGUGAAGAGCGCCUUCAGCCGGCUGGGGAACAGCCAGUUCAACGAGUACCCGUUCAAGAUCGCCGAGAAUCCGUACUGCUGGACGUUGAACAAUACCUUCCGGGAGUAUCAGCACCUGUUCGAGCAGACCACAAACUUUCCGCGAGCCGGUGGACAUUGGGUAUGCCCAGUGCCGGCCGGGCAGUAUUGGAUCAAACACUUUGUGUUCAAGCCGGAAACCUUGCCGCAGAUGAUUCCGGAAGGGUACUGGCAUCUGACGCUGCUGCUGAUCAGGAAGGACGGUCGGCAGGCGGAUUUGCAGGUUUUCAUGAAGGUUUCCAAGGAUACGUACUGGUAAGGUAGCGGCGUGGAGA